This is a messenger RNA of Triticum dicoccoides, 1124 nucleotides long. Its product is annotated as methionine adenosyltransferase 2 subunit beta-like. The record is from RefSeq and is a predicted model, not a curated record. NCBI's taxonomy places the organism in Eukaryota, Viridiplantae, Streptophyta, Magnoliopsida, Poales, Poaceae. The transcript is spliced from 10 exons. The coding region runs from base 180 to 1124 and encodes 314 amino acids.
CGGCCAUGCUUUCUGCAGCUAUCCCCUAAGCUUUCAAGAUAAUCCUGGUGGCGCUAUCUCCUCCUUCUCAACUACGUUUGUGUUCGUCAUGGGUUUCAAGCAGUAUAAAGCCGCAUGUGAUUGUGAACUGUGCUGCAAUCUCGGUUCCUCCGGCGUGCGAAACGGACACAGCUGCUGCCAUGGCUACUAAUGUGCCUUCUUCACUUGUCAAUUGGUCGCUGGGCUUCGGGAAUGACAAGACUCUUUUGAUUCAUCUCUCCACAGAUCAAGUUUAUGAGGGAGUGAAAUCCUUCUACAAAGAGGAGGAUGAGACACUGCCGGUGAACAUGUAUGGCAAAUCAAAAGUUGCUGCAGAGAAGUUCAUUACUGAGAAAUGCUCGAACUAUGCAAUCUUGAGAAGCAGCAUCAUUUACGGGCCACAAACUAUCUCUCCUGUGGAAAAGUCGCUCCCUGUCCAGUGGAUGAACUCUGUCCUUUCACAAGGCCAACAAGUUGAUUUUUUUAAUGAUGAGUACCGCUGCCCAGUUUAUGUAAAAGAUAUGGUGGAUGUAAUAUUGUCUUUAACAAAAAGUUGGUUAUCAGAUGGCAAAAAAGUUCAGGUACUUCUGAAUGUCGGUGGACCAGAUAGGGUUUCAAGACUGCAGAUGGCUGAGUCUGUUGCUGAAGUUCGUGGAUAUAGCAAGUCGAUAAUCAAAUCUGUUCCUGCAUCAUCGGUUAACCGGGGUGUAGCUUCUCCGCCAGACAUAUCCAUGGAUAUCACCAGGCUAACUCAGACGCUCGGUAUCCAGCCGAUUACAUUCCUGGAUGGAGUCAGAGCUACACUUGGCGCAGAAGCCAGAUGUCUUACUGACCCUGUUCUGUGUGAGCGGUAUUUUAUUUUGCAGUCUCGAGUGGCCCGGGGACAAAGUCAUCUGUGUGAGGCAGCUCAUGGGGGUUCAUUCAUUGUCAACACCGAGCAGCAAGCACCACUGGAUGCCCUCUCCACAGCCUUGCACUAUUUAGAUUUAGAUUACUGGGCACCUACCCUGUUUGUGUCUGGAUUCCCACCAGGUGUGGGGUCUACGCUGCUGGGGAAUCUACUGCUGCUGCUAAUUAAGCUUGAGCUACCACCAUGCAUGCACUGA